This is a messenger RNA of Paramecium tetraurelia, 1124 nucleotides long. RefSeq lists its product as uncharacterized. The record is from RefSeq and is a predicted model, not a curated record. NCBI's taxonomy places the organism in Eukaryota, Ciliophora, Oligohymenophorea, Peniculida, Parameciidae. The transcript is spliced from 5 exons.
AUGAAGAGCCUUUUAUUAUUGUUAUUUGUUGGUGUUUUGUGUCAGAACGAAGUCGAUACAGUAGAGAAAUUGUUGGCUGACUUAAAGGGAGCAUCAGCUGUUGAACUUACAGCACUCAAUACAGAUUACACAGUUUCCAAAAAUCUGAAAGAGAACAUCAUUUUUAAUUUGGGCAAAGCCAUUUAAGAAUAAAACUUUUUAUGCGCAAGUCGAGAUAAAUCAGUUUCUGAUAGAGAAUCGGACAUUGAUAAAACAAAUAAAUUCAUUGCGUAUUUGUAAAGAAGACUAGUUGAAAAUGCAAAAAGAGUAGAAAUCCUUGACAGUAAUAGAUGCACUCAUUCAACCAACUAUAUUGAGAGAGUUAAAAAUGAUAACAUGACAUUGAGACUUAUAAUAUUUUUGAGAAAUUCCCUAUAAAACUUGGAUAACAAUUAAUUAAAUAGAUAUGGAGCAUACGUAGAGAAAUUCUUGACCAUGUAUAAAUCUGCAAAAAUGUCAGAACUCGUAGAAUUGGCACAUGAGUUUGCUGAUACAAUGUUCAUAGAUUGGACUUAAGUGACCCCAUCCUCCUAAGGAAAUAUCAAUACUGUUAAAGGACAAUUGAUUGAAAUGCUUGAUGAUAUGGAGAGAUACAUCAGAGAAUAAAUAAAAAACUCUUAAAAUUUAGAAAUCACAACUGGAGUCACAUUGGCUGACUUUAAAGGAGCAAUUGAUAUUGAGAACGAACAAAUCAAUUAUGACCUAUCAUCUGAAGAGAAAAAUAUCAUUAAACUCUAAGAACAAUUAGUCUAAGCUAGACUAGCUGCAGUAAAUUGUAGAGAAAGAGGCGUUGCUAUACAACAAUAAUAAUAAAGAGCAAUUGAAGACUUAAAAAUAGAAGAGACCUAAUAUAAUAAAAAUAAAGCUAGAUUACAAGAAGAACUUAACUUAUUCACUGAUGUAUACAGAAUCUAUUCUACCUAAGUUGGAACAUCUGAAGACAAGUUUAAAUAAAGAGUUGAUGACUAUGUAAAUGACAAAUAAGUACAAUCCUAUGAGAGAUCAGAAUAUUCAUUAAGUGAUGCAGUAAGGAAAUAAGUCUAACAUGAAUGAUUCAUCAAUUCAAUUUAAUAAUAUAUAGAUGA